CCGACGACAACCACAAUUCGAAAUGGCGGCCAACAAAGAGGAACAGAAGCCCCAAAAGGCGAGCAAGUACUACCCGGCUGAGGACGUCGCCGUCCCCAAGAAGGCCCGCAAGACCGUCCGCCCUGCGAAACCCCGGGCUUCCCUCCAACCCGGUACCGUCGUUAUCCUCCUCGCUGGUCGUUUCCGCGGCAAGCGCGUCGUUCUCCUCAAGCACCUCCCCCAGGGUGUUCUCCUCGUCACCGGUCCCUUCAAAGUUAACGGCGUUCCUCUGCGACGGGUAAACGCCCGAUAUGUCAUCGCUACCUCCACCACGGUUGACCUGAAGGGCAUUGACUCCAAGGUCUUGGACAAGGUCAGCGAGGAUGGCUACUUCACCAAGGACAAGGCCGCCCACAAGCCUGGUGAGGACUCGUUCUUCAAACAGGGCGAGAAGCCCGAGAAGAAGGAGACUUCCAAGGACCGUGUUGAGGACCAGAAGUCUGUUGACAAGGCUCUCCUAGCCACCCUCAAGAAGGAGGCUCACCUCAUCGACUACCUUAGCGCCAGCUUCAGCCUCCGCAGCUCAGACAGGCCACACCAGAUGGUCUUUUAAGCGACGGGUCACGACGGUCAAUGGCGUUCAGUGCAUGGGAUGAAAGAUGACUUGGGCACGUCGAGCCGCAACAGCGGUCUAAACAGCGUCGGCACGACAGCCAAUUUUUUCUUCAUGGAUGGUACCGGUCUGCAUUUACUAUAAGACUUGUAACGAGCAAGCGAAUCCAAAACGGUCCGAAAGUGAA
Molecule: messenger RNA, 779 nt
Organism: Parastagonospora nodorum SN15
Lineage: Eukaryota; Fungi; Ascomycota; Dothideomycetes; Pleosporales; Phaeosphaeriaceae
Exons: 3
Coding region: 23-592 (189 amino acids)
Biological process (GO): ribosomal large subunit assembly; cytoplasmic translation
Cellular component (GO): ribosome; cytosolic large ribosomal subunit
Molecular function (GO): RNA binding; structural constituent of ribosome
Source: RefSeq, a predicted model, not a curated record